Messenger RNA from Saccostrea cuccullata (small rock oyster), 5242 nucleotides. RefSeq lists its product as uncharacterized. The coding region runs from base 225 to 4748 and encodes 1507 amino acids. Gene Ontology annotation, biological process: proteolysis. Gene Ontology annotation, cellular component: plasma membrane. Lineage: Eukaryota; Metazoa; Mollusca; Bivalvia; Ostreida; Ostreidae. The record is from RefSeq and is a predicted model, not a curated record. The transcript has 25 exons. Gene Ontology annotation, molecular function: metalloendopeptidase activity.
CAAAACUCCCAUCUACAACCCCAUCAUCUAUUACGUCACAGCCAACUACAACUACAUCAACUACUACGUCACAAACUACAACUAUUCUGUCAUCUAUUUCCACACAGCCCAAAUCCACAACGAGGCAAACAACAUUGCAAACUCAGUCACCAACUACGACCGCCAUACCUUCGACUGAUCCGGUGCUUUGUGAUGACAACUUUUGCAGUUCAUUGGCAUAUGAAAUGCUGGGAAGAAUGAAUACAUCCGUGGAUCCUUGUUCUGAUUUCGUCAGCUACUCUUGUGGGGCGUGGAUUUCAAGCAGGAAAGUUUUGCUAGACAUGAAUGUCUUUGAUGCCGAUAGGAAUUCCGUGAUGAGCGACGUGAAAUUGAAUUUAAAACAAAGAUUGAUAGAAAUGCUUGAACAAGAUGUGACUUCUGGUGACUCGGACUACAUGAUUGCCGCUAAACUUCACUUCCAGAGUUGCCUAGAUUCAAAUAACCGGCCUGAUAGUAGUCUUGUAACAAAGGAUGUGGAAAGUUUACUGGAAUCUCUUGGUGUAGGAAGUUCUAUGACGUCAUUUAUGACGCCAUCAGUGAUGCAGUACUCACUUUUCUCGGAUUAUGGUGCAUUUGGCUUUUUUACUUAUGAUGUAGAAAGAAAAAUUGUUGGAAAUGUCAAACGAACCAUUCUCCAGCUCUCUCCACCAGACCUGUACCUCAGACAGAGUGUAUAUCUUCUACCUUAUCAAGACAACGAGAUAGCCAGGCGUUACUUAGACAGAGUUGUUCCUCUAAUACAGCGCUUGAACAGCUUUCUCAGACCAACUUUUUCUUAUGGUCAAAUUGAUGGGCUUUUACGGGAAAAAGUUCAAGAAGUGUUUGAAUUCGAAAGGCAACUCUCACAGGCUAUCCGUGUUGCCAGAUCUUCCAAUGAGGAGAGCGCAUUGUUUCCUGUCAGCGCCCUCAUUCAGAACUUCCCAAACAUCAACUGGACGGAAGCCUUACCAAGUCAACAAUUCUCAACGAACACUCCCGUACAGCUCGAUCACCCGAGCUACUUUACGUCCCUGAACGAAAUGCUGGGCAGGACUGAUAAAUCUACUCUUGUCAUGUAUCUGUACAUCCGGGUUAUUCUUACGGGCAUCAUUCCAUUUGCUCCAAAAGCCACCCGCCAGUUUAUGGACAAUUUAUAUGACACAGAGACCGCACAAGAAUACACGAAGACAUACUGCAUAGAUAGUACUCUGGAACUACUUCCAGAGGAGGUGCUGAUCGAGUAUGCAGAAACACAAGAUACAAAACCUGUAAUUGAGUACAUUUCCUCCCUGGUGAGGAAUCUGACAGACCAAAGCGUCAAAUCCUUCUCUUCCUAUGGGGGAUACAGUGAAGAAACUAAAUUAAAGAUAACUGGAACUUUGUCCUCUAUGACUCUGAGUAAAGCACCGAUUCCUGUCAUACCUUGGACCGUCCUCCUCUCCACAAACAAGGAUGUGUUCCACUUGUUCCGAGCUAAUUAUGCCCAUCAGGCGCACUCCUACCGAUUGAUGAACCGGAUAGGAGAGGUGUACACAGUACCUGAUAUACCUUGGUACAGUGUUGAUAUUGUAUAUGACAAGGACAUCAGUACACUGGGUAUCCCUUACGGAAUUCUAACGUGGAAAACAAACCUGAAACCAGAAUUUCCGUUUUUGACGACCGUUGGUUUAAUGAUUUCGGAAAAAAUAACAGAAGUAAUAUAUGGUGCGCUGGAUGUUCGCUCCUCUAACAGUGACUGGAGUGAUGCCUCCUUCAAACAUUAUCAAGAGAAACACGACUGCUUCAUGAAUCAGCUGUUUGAAAAGAGAACUGAUAUCGGAAUAGACAAAACAAAGCAGAUAAUGUCAGGACAUGCAGGGUUGUAUAUAUUGAUACAGGAACACAAAAGGUUGCUUAUAAAUAACUUGAUACAGACAUACCAGUUCCCAUUCUUAGCUCUUCAAUCAGAUCAGCUGUUUUACCUGUCCAUUACACAGGAAAUGUGCAAAGUGGACAAUACGGGGGAUGUGUUAUCUAAUAAAUUAAGAGUAAACACAGUUCUGAUGAACGACAAAUCGUUUAUAGAUGCAUUUACUUGCCCUCUUGGCUCAAAAAUGAAUCCCCUUUAUAAAUGUCAUCUUUUCCAAAAAACGAAUUACACAACUCCACCAACCACUGCUGCACUUCCGACAACUCCCACAACAACAUUAAAAACGACAACAACGACCACUCAAAGACCAACGACAACAACGACCACUCAAAGACCAACGACAACAACAACCACUCAAAGACCAACGACAACAACGACCACUCAAAGGCCAACGACAACAACGACCACUCAAAGACCAACGACAACAACGACCACUCAAAGGCCAACGACAACAAUGACCACUCAAAGACCAACGACAACAACGACCACUCAAAGGCCAACGACAACAACGACCACUCAAAGACCAACGACAACAACGACCACUCAAAGACCAACGACAAUAACGACCACUCAAAGGCCAACGACAACAACGACCACUCAAAGACCAACGACAACAACGACCACUCAAAGGCCAACGACAAUAACGACCACUCAAAGGCCAACGACCACUCAAAGGCCAACGACCACUCAAAGGCCAACAACGACCACUCAAAGGCAAACUACUUUAUCAACAACUACAUCUACUCAGACAAAUCCCACAAUGACAUCUUCUCCACCAACAACAGACAUUGAAACAAUAACCAUUGUCGUUCCCUCAACCUCUCCAUCUGUAACAGAACCACAGACUUGUCAGUCCGGGUUCUGUUACUCGUUAGCUUUCCUGCUUUCCUCCCGAAUGGACGAAUUUGUAGAUCCUUGUGAUGAUUUUUAUCGGUAUGCAUGUGGUGGAUGGGUAUAUGGAAGAGAAGCAUUAGUUUCCCUUAAUCUGUAUAACGAGUCCCGAGAUUCUGUAAUAGAAGAUGUACGUUAUAAUUUCAGAGAGGGGUUAAAAGCAAUGAUAGAAUCCAAUGUUACCUCUGAAGACAGUGAAUAUUUACAGGCGCUCAAGCUCCAUUACCAAAGCUGUCUCUUGUCCAACGAUCCUCAACAGGUGCAGAGAGUGACAAGUGAUAUGCAACUUAUCUUGGAAAUCAUAGGAAUAGGAAGUGACCUACAAUCCUUCAUGGGAAUAGGCACCAUGCACCUCAUUGUCGGCACAGAUAUGGGAGGGUCAGGGAUUUUUGAUUACAGAUUAAUCAAAGCUGAAGUAGACAAUAAAACUACAAAAAUAUUACAACUUUCUCCAUCGAACCUAUAUCUGAGAGAUGAUGCCUACUUAUUGCCAUAUGAAAACAAUCCGAUAGCCCAAAAAUACCUGGAGAGAAUAGUUCCCGUUUUGCAAAAAGUCAAUAUUAACUUACGACCGCAAACAGCAGGAGAAAACAUUACGGAUAUUCUCAUCGAAAAGAUGAAGGAAGUCUUCGCUUUUGAGCAAGAAUUGGCAAAGGCUAUCCAAUCCACUGGAUUCGAAUCUAACAUGGACAUCAGAGUCGAGGAACUGGAACAGAGAUAUCCAAACAUUGAAUGGGUAUACAUGAUGCCUUAUCAACAAUCCUUUUCGGACACGCCCAUCAGAAUUGUUAACCCCUUCUUUUUCCAGAUUCUUGACCAAUUAUUUAACCAGACUAAUGAUGACAUCAUUGUGCUGUAUAUUUACACGAGGGCGGUGCUGACUGGUCUUCUGCCCUACACCCCACUAGCUAUACGAAAAAGCAUGGAUGGCAUUUAUGGAAAUGACACCAGUGUUCCAUUCUCCGCUGGUCAUUGUUUAGAUUCAACGCUUUCCUUACUCAAUGAAGAAUUUCAUGAAGAAUACAGGAAGAAACACAAAGAUGAUAUAACGACCAAAACGUCAUAUUUUACGAAGUUUUCUAACCAAUUAAAACAAACAUUGAGGAAUUAUCUUACUGGACCUAACGAAUUUAGUAAUUCCACAGCUGAGAGAAUCCUGUCGUCAAUGGGAUCACUAGACGUCCAGUUCCCAUCAGCACCAUCAAUUCCCUGGACAGUUACAUUGUCAAACACACUCGAUGUAUCGUUCUUGAAUCGUGCUAACACCGCCCUUCAGUUGAAAACUUACAGGGAACUUGACACUCUGGGGUUUCCUGUGACGACGGCUGAAUUUGCAUGGGAUGGAACGUUUAUAACUUUUGACUCCAGUCUGAAUGUGAUCGGUAUACCUUACCCGAUUCAGAACUUUCAUUAUUCGGUUGAUCCACAAUUUCCUGCAAUUACCACAACUGGUUGGCAUUUAGCAAAGGAGUUAACACGUGUUGUAUUAGGUGACUUUUCGUUCUCGCCUUUGGAUUGGAGUUUUGAGUCCCUGGUAAAAUUUUCAGAAGAAAGAGAAUGUUACAACUCACAGGCCUCAGAUGUGAAUGGGGUAUUCAACGACAUAAAAACUGGUGACGUCAUGACAGGUGGAGUGGCCUUAGAUCUUAUUACCAAGGUGUACACAGAUCACGUGACUAGUGGUAACAUACAGGAAGUUAUUCUCCCAGAUCCUUCAAAUUUCAUCACACCAAAGCAACUUUUCUAUCUAACAUUUGCUCAACAAACAUGUGAAGUGGAUAAAAAAUCUGGAAUAGUUUCAAGUCAAUACAGGGUGAAUAAUAUUUUGAGAAAUUCAGAGGAGUUUCAGCAGGCUUUCACAUGUUCACAAGGUUCCCGACUGAACGCAGAUCGAAAGUGUCAGCUUCUAUCAGGCAUAGGAACAAGCUAAUAAUACACAGUCAUAAUAAUGGAAAUAUAAUGACACCGAGGAGAAGACGACCUGUUGGAAAGCAGGCAAUUUGAAGGUUUAAGUAACAAAAUUGAGAAUAUUGAAAAAAAAGCAUAAAACCUUUCAGUAAAACAGGAAUGCAGGAACGUCAGAAACCAAGACGAUUACUUUUUAAAAUACAAGAGCAUUAAUUUGAUCAUCCAUGCGUCGAAACAGUACGUAGGAAAACUGCACCAUUCCAACACCACCUUAAGACAAGUAUAUAUUUUUGGAUGUUGAACAGUCAGGUUCCGGAUUGUGCUGAAUGAUGGACAUAAUUAAAGAUAGUGUGAUGAAAAAAGACAUAUAAAGAAAAGAAAAAUUGAAUCCAUUCAGUUGUACAUUCUACCUCAAAAAAAAAAUGUUCAGGCAGCGUCCAUGAUAUGAAAUUCGCGCCAGUACAAUUUUGUACUUGUUUAUUUAACUCGACUGUUUUGUGAUAUUUUUUAUAUAGA